AUCUAAAGAAGCGGUAAGAAGAAGAAGAAGAAGAAGUUCAGAAAACGCCUCCAUCCAUUAUUAUCGGUUGUGUUGGAAUCUUGUUCGCGUCUCUCAAACAACAAACACUUCUCCCAACUUCUUCUUCACACCCACCCACCGACCCACCCAACCCAAAUGAUUCUCCCUUGAUGACAACCCAGAUCAUGUUUUACAUGAUCUCAGUCAUCUCUUAAAAACCCCUUUUUUUAUAGAUAUAGAUCUCAACGCAUGACGAUCCGGACUUUGAUCCAGGAAAUGCGGUCCAGGCCACACCGUGUGGUCCACGACGCCGCUUCGAUUUCUACUGUUUCAGACUCUUUCAGCUGGGAGGAGCUUCCGGAGGAGCUGCUCAGAGAGAUCCUGAUUAGGGUUGAGACUGCUGACGGCGGCGAUUGGCCGUCGCGAAAAAACGUGGUGGCUUGCGCCGGCGUUUGCCGUAGCUGGAGAAUUAUAACCAAGGAGAUUGUAUCUGUUCCUGAAUUCUCCUCUAAAUUGACUUUCCCCACUUCCCUCAAGCAGCCUGGUCCAAGGGAUUCUCUGGUUCAAUGUUUCAUACUACGUAAUCGGAAUACGCAAUCGUAUCAUCUCUAUCUCGGCUUAACCAACUCUUUGACGGAUAACGGGAAAUUUCUUCUUGCUGCUUCUAAGCUUAAGCGGGCAACUUGCACUGAUUACAUCAUCUCUUUGCGUUCAGACGAUAUGUCAAAGAGAAGCAACGUUUAUCUAGGGAGAGUGAGAUCAAACUUCCUUGGAACAAAAUUCACGGUCUUUGAUGGUAAUCUGACGCCACAGACUGGAGCAGCCAAGAUGCAGAAGAGCCGUUCUUCUAAUCUCAUCAAAGUUUCACCUAGAGUUCCUCAGGGAAGUUACCCCAUCGCUCACAUUUCAUACGAGUUAAACGGCUUAGGUUCUCGGGGACCAAGAAGAAUGCGUUGCAUUAUGGAUACAAUACCUAUGAGCAUUGUGGAGUCCCGGGGAAGAGUAGCUUCAACGUCCAUAAGCUCAUUAUUCAUCCGUCCAUCACCGUUCUUGAGAUCUCAUUCAAAACCCGUGCGCAGCAAUAGUGCAUCUUGCAGCGACUCAGGCAACAACCUGAGAGACCCACCGUUGGUGCUGAGUAACAAGACUCCACGAUGGCACGAGCAGCUACAAUGUUGGUGCUUAAAUUUCCAUGGUCGAGUCACAGUGGCUUCGGUUAAGAACUUUCAGCUUGUUGCGGUUAGCGAUUGUGAAACAGGGCAGCCGUCUGAGAGGAUCAUACUCCAGUUUGGGAAAGUUGGCAAAGACAUGUUCACCAUGGAUUAUGGAUAUCCGAUUUCUGCGUUUCAAGCGUUUGCAAUUUGCCUGAGCAGUUUUGAAACCAGAAUCGCCUGUGAAUGAAUGAUGAAGAGACUAACCUUAAUUCACCUGCGUGUACUUGUUGUUGUGGUCUGUAGACUAGAUGGUCAAAAAUCUCAGGAUCGUGAUAGUUUUCUAUUGACUUCUCGUGACAUUAUAUAUCUUUCUGUAGUAUUUAUUUUUGUCUUUGCUGCAAGGAGGCUUACCUGAAAUAGGCAAACGUUACAUCCUUUUGUGAAAUUUACAAAUAAAGAUUAUUUACUCUGCUGUA
Messenger RNA from Camelina sativa (false flax), 1630 nucleotides. Its product is annotated as tubby-like F-box protein 9. Lineage: Eukaryota; Viridiplantae; Streptophyta; Magnoliopsida; Brassicales; Brassicaceae. The record is from RefSeq and is a predicted model, not a curated record. Gene Ontology annotation, molecular function: protein binding.